Messenger RNA from Brassica napus (rape), 755 nucleotides. RefSeq lists its product as uncharacterized. The record is from RefSeq and is a predicted model, not a curated record. Lineage: Eukaryota; Viridiplantae; Streptophyta; Magnoliopsida; Brassicales; Brassicaceae. Bases 330 to 503 code for a protein of 57 amino acids. The transcript has 2 exons.
CUAGGCUUGGGUUUUCUUGCCGUACUUGAGCAACACUUCCAAAUAAGGAUGGCCCACGUGUCCGUUUGCUGUGAAGCCGUCGUUGUUUAAAGAGUUCCUGUACAGCUCCAUAGCCUUCUCAUCAUUGCCUUGCUUGAACAAAUACUCUACGAAUACUGAGUUCAGUACUAUGAUUCUGUUGCGUAUGGAACACGUCUUGAAGUCGUCCCAAAUAUUACAGCAGAAAGUUAAAAUGGGCCCGUUCCUCCAAAUAUUGGCCCAGGCCCAUUACUCUCUCCCGCAAUUAAACCUCAUUGACCGGAAAGUACCGCCGAAUACUAACAGAAAAGAUGCAGCCAUCCUUCUCGUUGAUCCAGACGGUGGCGAUCUCCGGCGUAUUCUCCGCCGUCUCUUGCUGGUAUGGAUUCAUGUUCGGUAGAGAAUCGGCGAGAAAAGAGCUAGGCGGUUUGAUCGAAGAACUCCGUCGCGGAGGUCCCGAUUCUUCUUCCCCUCCCAACUCGUGAGUUAACUGCUCACAAUUCCACCAGACACUUCCAUUAGAAGAAAGAAUCUCUUAGUUUUGAUUUCGAUUGCUCCAUUUACGUUUUCCAGAAUGUUGAUUUGAUGAUAGUUUCUUUCAUGUUCUGAGCAAUUAUUGUAUGUGUUAUCAAAGUAUUCAUUGUCUACACAAGAAAUGCAUAUUGAUAAGAUUGUAAAACAAAACAAAAAUGCAUAUUAUUUGAGAUGAGAGUUUGAAGAUGAAAAGUUCAUAAGCA